Molecule: messenger RNA, 297 nt
Organism: Necator americanus (New World hookworm)
Lineage: Eukaryota; Metazoa; Nematoda; Chromadorea; Rhabditida; Ancylostomatidae
Exons: 2
Coding region: 1-297 (98 amino acids)
Source: RefSeq, a predicted model, not a curated record
AUGGCGGAGAGCAGGUCCAGCACGUUGUGGAGAGCGAUGUCAAUCGCUUUAACAUUUUCGUUCAUGCGGGUUGCUUUGUUCCUUCUACUACACACAAAAAUCAUAACUAACCGUACCGUUCACUUCCGGCGAUGGUUUAACAAUAAUUGGAGCUUCAGUUGGCUCUGGUUGUUCAACCUCGCUGCUUCCACUACCGCCGGUGCUCCGCCCCAUACACUUCUUACACUGAUAUAUCUCGCAGAUCUUACGAUAAUCGCUAGGAGAAGCAUCCUUUUGGUUCCCGAUCACGUUCUGUAA